This is a messenger RNA of Carassius auratus (goldfish), 1615 nucleotides long. RefSeq names its product retinol dehydrogenase 1 (gene rdh1). The transcript has 5 exons. The record is from RefSeq and is a predicted model, not a curated record. Bases 447 to 1433 code for a protein of 328 amino acids. Gene Ontology annotation, molecular function: oxidoreductase activity. Gene Ontology annotation, cellular component: intracellular membrane-bounded organelle. Gene Ontology annotation, biological process: steroid metabolic process. NCBI's taxonomy places the organism in Eukaryota, Metazoa, Chordata, Actinopteri, Cypriniformes, Cyprinidae.
UAUCCUCUCAUUAUCUCAACUUUCAUGAAAGAAUAUCAAACCAGUGAUAUGAUUAUGUAAGCUCAGAAUUUAAUACAUUUCUUUAAAAGAUUGAUAAAAACUUUUAUUACACCAUCACCAUAUCAACAUCAUACAAACAUGUGUUGUUUAAUCUGCUAUAUCAGAACCUGUCAAAUGUUUAAUUUCACCGCUUAUUUUGACCACAGCUACAGUGUAACAUGUCCAAAGAAACCAAUUAAUGAAUGUUCAAAAGCCAAACUAGGCCAUAGGUUGUGUUGCACAACCUCUGUGACGUUUAUUGCUUGUGGUGCCCUUGGAUCCCGAAGUCGGUUUGUGGCCCUUGAGCUCUUCUGUGCAGCGGGAUCAGGACAGGAGUGAGAUUCGGGGGUUCGGAAGCAAGAGCUACUGUUUUUCUCAGUGAAGGAGUAUUGACAACUGCACUAGUAAUGGUGUUGUUCUGCGCGGAUCUUCUGUGCUGCUGCUGCUGCUGGUCUCUGGUCGUUCUCGCGCUCAUCGCCGCGGUCCGGUUCUUCCGAGACUCCCGUCAGAUCACCGGCAUCCACGAGAAGCACGUCCUGGUGACGGGCUGCGAUAGCGGCUUCGGACACCUGGCGGCGCGGCAGCUCGACCGGCGGGGGUUUCACGUGCUCGCCGCGUGUCUCACGGAACCUGGUGCCUCCAGGCUGCGCGCGUCCGCCUCCCCCAGACUCAAGACGCUUCUGCUCGAUGUUACCGACAGCGCGAGCGUCGAUCGAGCGCUGGAGCGCGUGCGCAGCGAGACCGGGGAGAGAGGUCUGUGGGGUUUGGUGAACAACGCUGGCAUCUCGGUCCCCAUCGGCCCCAUGGAGUGGAUGCAGCUGGAGGACUUUAAGAAGGUUCUGGAUGUAAACCUCAUCGGUCUCAUCGAGGUGACCCUGAAGUUUCUUCCUCUGCUGAAGAAGGCCCGUGGUCGGGUGGUGAACGUGGCCAGCAUACUGGGCAGAGUCUCACUCAUCGGGGGAGGAUAUUGUCUCACUAAAUAUGGUGUGGAAGCCUUCUCUGAUAGCUUGAGGAGGGAUAUGAUGCACUUUGGAGUGAACGUAAGUAUCAUUGAACCAGGCUUCUUCAAGACACAAGUAACCGAUCUGAGCCUCAUUGAAGAUGAUCUGAAGAAACGGUGGAGCAACCUCCCAGCAGAGGUCAGGAGAGCCUACGGAGACUCAUACCUGCAGGACUAUAUAAAGGUGCAGGAGUUCUCCAUGAAGAUUCUGGCCAGUAGUGACCUUUCCAAAGUGACGUCAUGCAUGCAACACGCUCUUUCAGCACGUUAUCCCCGAACACGCUACAGUGCAGGCUGGGAUGCCAAGUUCUUCUGGAUUCCCCUCUCGUAUCUGCCGACAUGUAUAGCAGACAUCUUCACCAACAUUAUAAUGCCUUCCACGAACAAGAGCUGAACGUUGCUACAAAAAACUACUGAAAACAGCACUGCAGCUCAACAUAUCAAUACAAGCAUCUUUGGGAAUAUUUGUCUUUGAAACUGAUUGCAGUGUGCAAAAAUGUUUAAACAACUCUGAAUCUUGAAAAACAAUUCUGAUAAUUUGCAAAAAAAAAAAAUCCUACUAUUACCUGAUUUGAU